Pantherophis guttatus is the source of this 7405-nucleotide messenger RNA. Lineage: Eukaryota; Metazoa; Chordata; Lepidosauria; Squamata; Colubridae. The record is from RefSeq and is a predicted model, not a curated record.
GAAGAAAAUCGCAAGCGUAGCCGGGAAGGGUUUCUGGACGGCACGCGAGGUGCCGUGGGGGAAGGGAUGAAACUGCUCGCGCGGAAGCUGCCGUCCUAUCUUGGUUCGCUCUUUGCAGCCUUGCUUGGAUAAUCAGUGGCGCCUUUUUCGUUCCCACUGCUGGCGUCGCCUCCCACCUUCCUCCUCGCUUCUAGUUUAAUGGUUGGCUUCACUGGAAUACCUUCCUCCGGCAUCAUCCACCCGAGGCAGGUGGGAGGGAGGGGGAAAUGGAAGGAAAUUGUGGGAAUGUUCUUAAUUUGUCUCCGUAAAUCCCACCGGCGUUUUUUUCCACGUCUUUUUUUUUGCCCUUCCAUCCCAACCGAGUGUUCUACGAAGUAGCAGCCGUGGCCUCUUCGAGUUGCAGUUACAGGUGGCAGCGUAGCCAGAGCCUCCCUCCCCGCCCCCCGCCACCCCCUUUCUUGGAAGGAGCUGUCGCGAUUUCCCUUCGCCGCAUCCGGUCGCCCAUUCCGCGAGCCGCUCUCGAUCCCACCGCCGCAAAAUCCCCCAGCGCCCCGCCUCCCCUUCGAGCGCGCCUCUGGUUUUCCCACGGAUCGCGCAGCCGAGGGGAAACGGCCGGGAACGAAGCCUCGAGGUCAGGGCUUCCAGGAACCGGCAGCGGGGCAGGUUCGUGACCAAGAGCCCCUUCUAACUCGGUGGGAAGGUUACCACCGAGGCUGCAGUCCGCAACCCUCCCUGGCGUUCCUUGAAGAUAGAUGGUUUUUCAGUGAGCCCUGAACUAUAUCUGUGCCUCUAAAAGUGGCUUCCUUCUCUGAUAAAGACUUUGUUGCCCAACUCAUAAGACUGAUUCCCAUAAGACGUGUGUAGUACUAAAUGUUUUGGUUCAUUGAUUGACCGAUUGACCGAUUGCUUUUUUAUCCUAGCCUGCCUCUGAAUUUAGGAGGAUUUACAAGAUUUGCCCUGUCCCUUUUAUUCUUGUAAUAAACUGGUGGAUUAGGCUGCAGGGUAUUGACCAGCCAGGUUAUUUGCUGAGCUGAAUGACUGGGCUAAUAAAGAUAAAGUUGUUUUGGAAGUUGAUUUUACAGUUAUAAGUAAUUUGCCACAGGAAUUCCUGCUGUUAGCUCUUUCUUCUCUGGUUGGUUAAUGGAGGUGGCCACGUUAAGCACAAAAUAGAGAUAUACACAACAUUUUAUAACAGUGAUCUGUACAGUAUGUUCUGCACAAAACUGAAAGAGCUGAAGAUCACUGGCGAAUGUCCUUUCUCCUUGCUCAACCAAAGUUGCAUUCCAGAUGAAAAUGAGGAAGAAUGUGCUGAAGUGCCGAACAGUUCUAAGGCUCCUUUGCCCAUCUGCAGAGAGAAAGUCCCUCAUGGAAACCUUCCACAAAGGAAAAUCAGCAGGAACAGAGUAUUUCUGCAUACUUUAGCUGAGAGCAUUUACAAGCUAAUCUCUCCAGAAUAUGAAAAGUUGUAUCUUGCAUUUCAAAGAAGCCUAGCCAAUAAUAACAUAAAAGAAAUGGGACAGUAUGAGGGAAAAGAUUUUGAGAAUCUACUCACUGAUAAUGCAGAUUUGGCAGGAAUUCCAGUCACUGUUCUAAGAGAAUCACUUGGUGAAGAGCUGUUCAAAAUAUGUUACGAAGAAGAUGAACACAUUCUUGGAGUUGUUGGGGGAAGUCUGAAAGACUUUUUGAACAGUUUCAGUACUCUUCUGAAGCAGAGCUCUCAUUGCCAUGAAGCUGGGAAAAUGGGCAGAGUUGAAGAAGUCUCAAUUUUGUGCUUGGAAAAAGAUCCCAAUUUUUUAAAUGUAUACUAUUUUUUCCCCAAAAAACCAACUACCCUCAUCCUGUCUGGUAUUAUUAAGGCAGCAGCUCUCAUUUUGUAUGACAUGGAGGUGGAAAUAAUGGUAAUGCCACCCAGCUUUUGCAAGGACAGUUCCGAGUUUAUUGAUCAGCCUUAUUUGUUAUAUUCUGUGCACAUCAAACGCACAAAGCCAUCACUAUCACCUUGUAAACCCCAAUCUUCUCUUGUCAUUCCUACUUCUAUGUUCUGUAAGACCUUUCCUUUCCAUUGCAUGUUUGACAAGGCCAUGGAUAUUUUGCAAGUUGGCAAUGGCAUCAGAAGAUUAUUAAACAAAAGAGAAUUUCAAGCAAAGCCGCAGUUUGAUGAGUGGUUUGAAAUUUUAGCUCCUAAAAUAAAUUGUACAUUUAGUGGGAUCAUGACAAUGCUGAACAUGCAGUUUACUAUAAGAGUGAGACGAGGAGACAAAGUUCUUAAAAAGUCAACUGGGGUUAUGGAUCUUAAAGGACAAAUGAUUUACAUUAUCGAAUCUAAUACCAUUUUGUUCUUGGGAUCUCCUUGUGUGGAUAGACUGGAAGAUUUCACAGGACGUGGUUUAUAUCUUUCAGAUAUUCCAAUUCAUAAUGCACUUAGGGAUGUUGUUUUAAUAGGCGAACAAGCCAGAGCUCAAGAUGGAUUGAAGAAAAGAUUAGGGAAGCUUAAAGCAACUCUUGAACAAGCUCACCAAGCUCUUGAAGAAGAGAAAAAAAAGACAGUUGAUCUUUUGUGCUCUAUUUUCCCUGAGGAAGUUGCUCAGCAGCUAUGGCAAGGACAAGUUGUACAGGCCAAGAAAUUUAAUAAUGUCACAAUGCUUUUUUCUGACAUUGUAGGAUUCACUGCAAUCUGUUCUCAGUGUUCACCCAUGCAGGUUAUCACCAUGCUUAACGAGCUCUACACUCGCUUUGAUUAUCAGUGUGGAGAACUGGAUAUCUACAAGGUAGAAACCAUUGGAGAUGCAUAUUGUGUAGCUGGAGGCUUACAUAAAGAAAAUGAGACCCAUGCGAUUCAGAUUGCACUAAUGGCACUUAAAAUGAUGGAUCUGUCCAAUGAAGUGAUGUCACCACAUGGAGAAUCCAUCAAGAUGCGUAUAGGACUACAUUCUGGCUCUGUUUUUGCUGGUGUUGUUGGUGUGAAAAUGCCACGUUACUGCCUAUUUGGAAACAAUGUAACACUUGCCAACAAGUUUGAGUCUUGCAGUGUCCCUAGGAAAAUAAAUGUUAGCCCCACUACCUACAGGUUGAUAAAGGAUCACCCUGGCUUCAUGUUUACUCCUCGCUCAAGACAAGAACUUCCUCCCAACUUUCCAGGCGAUAUACCUGGAAUCUGUUACUUUCUUGACGCUUAUCUUCAAGGGAAAAGUACAAAAGCCUGGUUUCAGAAGAAAGAUGCUGAAGAAGACAAGACAAAUUUCUUGGGGACAUCAACAGGAGUGGAUUAAAUUGUAUUUUGGAGACAAAAUAGUGUGUAUGUAUGUGUGUGUGUUUAUAAGUUCUGAGUUUUGAUUUCCUUUUAUUAACAAAACAUAAUAGCACUUUAGCUUAUUAAUCACUUGAAAUCCAGUAUUAAAUUUUAGAUAAAAAGAUAUUGCAUACUACGUAGAAUUUUUAUUGAGAUAAUAUAUUCAGUGUAUAAAAAAGAAUAGUUGAAGCAGUAACAAGACAGAGCCAAUCUGCCUGUGAAGAAUUCUGUCCCUCUAGCAAUGAACUUUGAAGUCAGUUUUUUGAUAAAGUGUGCUUUGCACCUCUCCAAAUUCCCAGUUUUAGAAUCAGCUUUCACAACAGUUUCUCAGCAUUCUAUACCUGCAUCUGGGGCUGUAUGAGCAUCAGAGCACAUACCAUAGCUUUUUUUUUUUUUAAGAGAACAGUUUGGUGUAGUGGUUAAGGUGCUGGCCUAGAAGAUAGAAAGCUGAGUUUACCUUAGGCAUGAAAGUCAACUGGGUGACCUUGGGCCAGUCACUGUCUCUCAGUCUAACUCGCCUCACAGGGUAGUUGUGGGAAAAAUAGGAGGAAGGCGUAUUAUGUAUGUUCAUCACCUUGAGUUAUUAAUAAAGUAAUAGAUGGUAUAAAAAUUAAAUAAGUAUUAAGUACACAGGUGAUAUACACAGGCCCAGCUAGAUGAAUGUCUGUUUUAGUGAAUUUUUCUAAAUUAUUUCAUAAGAAAUUGGAAAGUGCAGCUAUACAUUAUAGUCUACUUUCGGCUAAGGGUGUCAAGAAGCUGUUUAGUCUAAAACAUUUAUAAACACAGAUCCAAAAGCCAUAAUUUAUGGCAUUGUAGUCCAGAAUUUCUGGAUUUCAUACCUGCCUGAUGAAAUCCAAUUCUUGGGGUUUUUUUUCCUUCUAGGGUCCUUUUUAUGGUUAUCCUUAGCAAUUUUCUAGUUAUGUAUAAAUUAACUUUGAUGACACUGUGCUCUCUGUUUCUAGUCAAUUAAACAAUAUUUACAUCUGUGGACUAUAUGAACUUAAAUUCAGAAUUGCCUCUGGUUCAUUCUAUGCCUAGUUUUUUUAAUGCACAACUGUUAAUAUUAUCAUAUAUAUACACAUAUAUAUAUAUAUAUCUCUGAGAUUUUCGGGGGUGUUUGUAUUUAGGUCUUUGGUUAUUCGGGUUUUCUCCCAUGUAAAAUUGGAGGUGUCUUGGCAACGUUUCGACGAAGUCUCAUUCGUCAUCUUCAGUCUGGUGCUUUCGGCUUCGUGCUUCUAGGAGCAAUGUGUGUGAUAGCAGCUGUUUCUUCCUUUUAACUGCCAAUGGGGGUGUGAACUGAUUGGGUGGGAGCUUGGCUGUGUUCUGAUUGGGUGGAGGUGUGUUCUGAUUGGUUGGGGGUUUGGCUGUGCUCUGAUUGGAUGGGGGGUUGGCUGUGCUCUGAUUGGAUGGGUGUGUGUUCUGUUUAGGUGGGGGCUUGGUUGUGCUCGGGUUAGUCUGAGUAGCAGGGGGAUUUGAGCUGAUGAGCUGUGUUGCUGUUGUUUGGCUUCGUGUUCGUGGCCGUGCCACCUCUUCAUGGUGGGUGUCAGUCUGCUUCAUGUAUGGAUUGGAGGGGUUUAAAUGCAGCUGUAGUCUGGCUUCUGGUCCGUGGUCGUGCCUCAUCAUCAGUGUGGGUUUGAGUCUGCUUUCUGCGUGGAUGUGUGUUGGUUACAUCCUGUGUGGCUCUCGUGAGUGUGGGUCUGGUGUCAUUCCUUGUGUUAGGGACUUGUUUGUCAAUAAGGGCGGGUUUCCAAAUGGCUGGUAGGCGGGAGGUAUCAUCUCGUUUAUUCAUGCUGUGUGGACAUUUUUCUAUCUCGAUGGCUUCUCUGAUUAUUCUGUUGUUAAAGUGUUCAGUUUUGGUGAUAGUUCUGGUCUUUUUAAAGUCAAUAUCAUGUCCUAUGGCUUUGAGGUGUUGGACCAGGGAAGAAGUUGGUUCCUCUUUUCUGACUGAGUUCUUGUGUUCUUCAAUGAGUGCACUUAUUCUUCUGUUGGUUUGUCCGAUGUAUGUGGUGGGGCAGACGGUGCAUGGGAUUUCAUAUACUCCUUGAUUUUCUAACUCAAUUUUUUCUUUGGGGUUUCAUAGGAUGGUGGAUAUUUUUCAGUUUGUGCAGAAUGCUGUCUUGAUGUUGUGUUUGUGGAGGAUCUUGCUGAUUCUGUCUGUGGUGCCUUUUAUGUAUGGGAGGAGGGCUUUGCCGUUUUCUUGUUCUCUGUCUUGGAUUUCAGUGGGGGUUUCUUUUUGGAUUAGGUUGGUAAUCUUAUUUCUUUGGAAUCCAUUGGAUGUUAGUACAUUAGUGAGAGUGUGUAGUUCGGUUUUUAGGUGUUGUUCGUCAGCUAAGCGUUUUGUUCUGGAGAUGAGUGUCUUGGCUACGGAGUUGAUCUGUGCUGGGUGGUGGUGUGAGAGUGCGUGCAGAUAGCGGUUUGUGUGUGUUUUCUUCUGGUAGACGGUGUGUCCUAGGGAGCCAUUGGAUUUUUUGUAGACUAAGACAUCCAGGAAGGGAAGUUGGUGGGUAAAUCCACGAACACGAAGCCAAACAACAGCAACACAGCUCAUCAGCUCAAAUCCCCCUGCUACUCAGACUAACCCGAGCACAACCAAGCCCCCACCUAAAAAGAACACACACCCAUCCAAUCAGAGCACAGCCAACCCCCCAUCCAAUCAGAGCACAGCCAAACCCCCAACCAAUCAGAACACACCUCCACCCAAUCAGAACACAGCCAAGCUCCCAUCCAAUCAGUUCACACCCCCACUGGCAGUUAAAAGGAAGAAACAGCUGCGAUCACACACAUGUUCUGUCCCUGUCUCCACACACACACAAACACAGCCAGCCGAGGGUUAAGAAAGCACUUGGCGCGCACACAGGUUGUUAUCUAAAACGUGGCAGCUAUACGAGCAUCGACUGCCAAGGGCUUUACUUCAUCAGAUAAACAGAAAAAUACAUACAAAUUGCAAAUAGUCCAGUUCAAAACAAGGAACCUUCGACAGAUUUAGGCGUUGUUCAAGUGACUAGCCAGAGUUAGUUUUUGUUCGUCACAGAGUCUUAAAUGGCCACCACACUCUCUUAUAUAAUCUCUGGGGUGUGGUCCAGUGACUCAGUUAUAAUCCCUGGCAUGCCUCCUUAACUGCUGCAACCGUUUAUCAUGCCUUCGUUGGCGUGGAUCCAGGAACGACAGAUCACCUCCCUCGCUCUCAUCGGAGACACCUGGCUCCUGGCUAAUCUCCUCUUCCUCGGCCAGCACUUGAGGCAGUGCCAGAGGGGAGGGGCCUGGAGAGGGAGGCCUGGCCGACUCCUCUUCUUCAUGUUUGGAGCCUUCUUCCUCCGAUGAGAUAGGCUCGGAGGGCGGGGCCACAACAACACAUUACUCCUAGAAGCACGAAGCCGAAAGCACCAGCCUGAAGAUGACGAAUGAGACUUUGUCAAAACGUUGCCAAGACACCUCUAAUUUUACGCGGGAGAAAACCCGAAUAACCAAAGACCUAUAUAUAUAUAUAUAUAUUUAUGAAAAGAAUAUAUGUUUUAUCCAGUUUAUGUGAAGGCCAUUGAAAUUACUCACUAUUGCAAUAUUUGUUCCUUAACAUCAACAAGAAUGCUUUGGUCAGGUAAUAAUACCAAAGAUUAUGGAAAUUCUAAGAGGUAAACAAUGUCAUUUAGAUGACAAUUUAAUUUGCACCUAUCUAGAUAAAUGUCAAUGAAUUCAGCAAGACAUAUGAGUAAACAUACAUAGGAUUGUUAUUUCCCUACUUGUAUGGUGUUGGCAAUUUUUAAAACUAGUUUACACAAGAUGCCACUUACUGCUAUCAUUGUCUAUAAAUUAAUAUAUGUAAUAUAUUGAAUAAUCAAAUCUAAAAUCUAUAUUCAAACAGCAUUUUAAGUUUGGGAGGCACACAUUUUAUAAGAAGCACAUACUGUAUAUAUACCCUGUUCUGUGUAAUAGCAAUAAAUGUUUUCUCAAAUAAUUUUAACUGUUUAGAUUAAAAUGUGUACAAUCUUUGCUUAACAGUAUUAACAUAGCACAGAUAAGGCAAAAUAUGAGGAGUUCUGAAUCAAAUAUAUGUAUAUAGAGACUUUGAAUGCAUUAUGGUUAUGUUUGAACUCAAUAAAAAGAAUUACACAGAAAGGA